AUGGCGAGCACGGAGGGCGCAGGGGGCCGGAGGAAGAAUUUGGCCCUGCUGCGGCACAGGCUGUACAUGGGGGAGAGGAGAAGGACGGAGCCCGUGGUGGAGUGCAGCGGGGCUGGGGAGCACGGUGCCUUGCGCAGGAGUCAGUCCGACAGGACGGAGUAUGGCCAGAAGUUGCAAGAAAAAAUGGCCCCACAGUCAGGAUCCACGUCCUCUGCCAACUUGCCACGGGAGGAUGAGGAAACUACCAAACGCAUGAUGGCCAAGAGGGUAAAAAUCAUUGCAGAGCUCAUGCAGACAGAGAGGGACUAUAUCAGCGACCUGGAUCUCUGCAUCAAGGAAGUGAUUCAGCCUCUGAGAAGCAAGCAGAUUGUUCGCUUUGACGUGGAUGGCUUGUUUAGCAACAUCGAAUCGGUCCAUCAAAUAUCAGCCAAGCUGCUGUCACUGCUGGAAGAAGCCACAACAGAUGUGGAACCACCCAUGCAAGUAAUCGGGGAAGUGUUCUUGCAGAUUAAAGGCCCACUAGAAGACACAUAUAAAAUCUACUGCUAUCGCCACGAUGAUGCACACACCAUGCUGGAAUCCUAUGAAAAGGAUGAAGAACUGAAGCAGCAUUUAAGACACUGUGUACAGUCCUUAAAAAAGAUGUACGAGGAAGAAGGAAAGCCAAAUCUAAUGGACAUGGGAUCCCUGAUGAUCAAGCCAGUACAGCGGGUAAUGAAAUAUCCCUUGUUACUGUGUGAACUGUUGAAUUCAACUCCUGCUUCUCACCCUGACCACAAAGCACUACAAGAGGCCCUUUCUGCUAUGAAAAAUAUUAAUGUGAACAUCAAUGAACUUAAAAGGAGGAAAGACUUAGUGCUGAAGUAUAAGAGGAAUGAUGAUGAUGAAACCCUUAAAGAAAAGUUUUCCCGACUGAAUAUUCACUCCAUUAGCAAGAAAUCCAAGAGGGUCACCAGCCAUCUGAAAAUACUGACAGGGGGAGAACCUCAGGUGAAAGAUCAGACAUUCAAUAAAGAAGAAAAGUUGUUUCGAAGCUUAGAGAAGACUGUGAAAUCAUGUGUGAAGAACAUUUCAUUAUCCUCACAGCAUCUACAGGAUUCCAUACAUCUGGGUGCACAGAAUAUAACUGGGCUUCAGGAAAUUUUGCAAGACAAAGAAGAUGAGGCUAACAAACACUCAAAGAAAAUGAACAACCCUACAAAUCUCUGUGAAGACCUGAUGGCUCAACUAGACAAGCUUGUUCUGACUCCUCUCUCAGCGCUACAAGCCUUGUUUUCAGGCCCACAGAAGCUCAUCCAGAAGCGCUAUGACAAACUGUUGGACUACAACAGCUACCUCCAGAGGUCAACAGGAGAAGAGCUGGACCUGGCAAAGAAAGACUAUGAGGCUUUAAAUGCACAGCUAGUGGAAGAACUUCAGGUAUUCAACAGAGCAGCUAAAAAGAUUGUGUUGAACUGCCUCUAUUGCUUCAUCACCCUCCUCAGAAGUAUUAUGUCUGCAGCGCUUCAAGCAAAUUCUGCUGUGGUGGUGCCUGUUCCACUGUCUUCCUCAAGCAUCUGUGAAGUGCAGCAUCAGUUGAUGGAGGAGGUUCACAAGCUGAAUUUUGUUAAAGAAAACAGCAGUGCAACCUUUAUUGAAAGAAAAUUGAGCUUGGAAAAAAAGAAACCUGUCCCCUCUCCACUUGAAUCCUCGCGUCAAACAGAAGGCCACCGGUCCAAGCUGCUGUCUACAUACAGCGCAGAACUGCUGUACCAAGCUAAGCGCAAGUGCAACGCCACGCAGGAAUUUGAUAUUGAUCUGCAUGAAGGAGAAGUGGUGGCUGUUGUGGAGCAAAAGGAUCCCUUCCAAAGUACUAGCAGAUGGCUUGUUGACACAGGAAUCCUCAAGGGAUAUGUGUAUUCCUCCUUCCUGAAGCCUUUCAAUCCAGCCAAAGCGCAGAAGGACGUCACAGAGAACAACUUCUGUGAUGAUGAUUUUGAUAAUAUCAGCCUCUUUGUCUCUUCACGGCCCUCCUCUGACAGCAGCACAAGUUCAGGGCACAAGAAGAGUGACAGCGACUCAUCUCUUCACUCUUGUGAAAAUCCCACAGCUAAUGGCACAGGGGCCAGAGGUUCCCAGGAUAUAGAUGAUCAGCAUACCUUCUAUGCUGUUCAUGCAUUCCAAGCGAGAAAUGAUCAGGAACUCAGUCUUCAGGAGUACCAGAAGGUUAGGAUACUUCGGUUUUCUGACCUGAGUGGCAAUAAAGAAUGGUGGCUAGCAGAAGCCAAAGGUCAGAAAGGAUAUGUACCAUCUAAUUAUCUCGGAAAGAUGACAUAUGCUUAGGAACAGAAAAGCCCAUUCAGCCAGUUUCUCUGAAGCAGACAACGAAAAUCUAUUACAGCUUGCAGAAAGCAAGGGAAACUUACAAGUGACUUGACAGAAGCCAUGGCACCUGGUAGAGUGCACACAUGAUAUUGAGAACCUUCGUCUUCCAAAAGCCAUCACCUUGUCAAGACCUGAGGGAGGAAGCGUUUAACAGGAAGACCGAUUCUGAUUAACACCCCUAAGGGCUUGCUUUUCUAUUACCCCAUAAUUUUUGCUUUUAUCAAAGUGUCCUAUGUACAAAUUCAACCUACAAGUGCACAUCACAGCUGAAGUUGUGGUUUUUUCGAUGAUAUUCAGCAAAUAAUAUUCAAGAUGAAGACAGCCAGCCUUGAAAAAGGACAAUUCAGCCUUCAGGGAUUUUGUAGUUCAGACUGAAUUGUUCUUAAACCUCUACCUUGAUGAACACAAACAUCUCCAAACUCAACAACUUUUGGGUUGUCCAUUUUCAUCUUCAGCCACUUUUGUAAAGAAUCUUUUUCUCAGUAGCGAAUAUUGGAGUGGGAAAAGAAAAAUGGUUUCAUUUUUUUGGGAAACAUUUUAGUUUAAAACAUACUGACGCUGCUGGUACCAGUAGCUGGUCUCAGGGAUGAAGGUAUAUUUAGUUAAAUGUAGAAACGGAAUGAGGAAAAGAAAAAAAAGGACAGAGGAAACAGGUAACAUGAAAUAAAGACAUUAUUUUCAAGAAAACAAAUUUCAUAACUACUUCAUAAGGUAGGAAACAAUUUGUAGCAAUAUGAAUGUGCCUCAGGUUUGAAAUGACUUGUCUCCACACUAACUGCUUUUUAGUGCAAGAUCUGUGUAGUGAAACAACUUGUGUUAUUAGAUUUAGGAAAUUUAUUAAGAGUUGAGAAAAAAAGUCAAGCAGUGCCAUUCCUUGAAUAUUUACUGCAUGAUUCCUUAGGUCAGAUACAGAGAUCAUACUGUCAUGGGAAUACACUGAGAUUUAAGAUGUGUCAACAUUUAUCUUCCAAAAAAAAAAUUCUCAUACUGAAAGUGUCUUAACAUUAGAUUAAACAGUGAAGAAAGCAUUGAUGAGCUGACUUACUGUUUGUAAAACUUGGCGUUAAAAGCCCUGUAUGUUACUAAAGUAUCUUCAAAGCUGUCAGGGAUAUUUUAACAAGAUAAAAUAGUUCACAUCAUAUCCUCAACGAGCAUGGGAAAACAAAAAAACAAACAAACAAACAAAAAAAAACAAGGAAAUAUGUGAUUUUCAAAUAGUACUUUUUGAGUUUCACUGACUGCAGUGAUCCUUACUAAGGUUAGGCUUGUGCCCUACACUAGACUGGAUGGCAAUCUAACAAUAUACCAUUACUAUUACUGCUGAUAACAGUGUGUUCAUCGAAGUUUAUUACAGUACAGAAAUGCCUUGGUCCUCUAGCUGUGAAUGAGGACAUCUGUAUGCUAAGUACUACAAAAAGAAAACAAAACAACAACCCAAGAGUCUAAGCCUGAAACAGUGAAAGAAACUCCUGUGAGAUAUUUUCAGUCUUGCUUCAUAAUUGUUACUGACUGCCCAAUAAAAUGACAAAUUGAUGGAGAGAGGAGGGUGUUGCUGAUCAAAGGUCAGCAUAUACAGAAAUUGUUCUAAAGCUGUUGUGUCAGUUUCUACUUCCUGUAGCUGAAGCAUCGGGUAGGAAGAUAAAACGAUCCAAAACCUAGAGCAUAGCAAGAAAUAGCCUGUCUGCAUAGAAAGAAAGAGUUAACAAUAGCUGAUACAAGCAAUAGUUUUUGCUGCACAAAUGAAUCUAAUUUCAUUUUCUUUAGAGCCCUGUAUUCAUAUUUCAUUUUGCUAAAAAGAUAGAGAAUGCUUGAGUUUUGCUCAGAAGAUGUAGUAGAUACAUGGUGAAUCACAGAGCUGAGAUCCUGAAAUCAGUGCCAGAUUACAAGUUUGUCUGUCAUGUGACUUUAGAGUUCUCUGACAUGGACAUCAAGAAAUCAAGAUGCGAAGCUCUGAACUGUUGCAAUCCAACGACCAGUAAGAACAGACAUGUACAAGGUUGCUUAACUUGCACAUAACCUUAUGCACUUAUAUCCUGCUGUUUCCACAGCAAGCAGAAACUGUUUAUCCAUGGAUGAUUUUUUUUUUCCUGCAAAAAACACUUUACUUUUAGCCAAAUGAAGAAAAUAAAGGGAGGGAAGGGAAGAAGAAGUGGGCAGAACCUUGGGUGAUGGAAUUGUAUGGAUUACCAUCGAUUUUACCCUACUGAGACUGCAUUGUGUUGGUGCUUAUAUUUUAAGAUUAUGGGAAAGAUGUACACAAGAAGCUUUUCAGCAUGUCUUACAUUUCAGAAUACUUUACUUGGAGGUCUAUACUUUGCAGUAGUGGAAACAGUUUUAGGAAUGAUUGAAUUGUGUUUAAUAGACUUAAUGUAUCCAUGUAAGCACAAGGAAUAAGCUUUAUAUUUCAGAUGGGGAAAUUAAGGGCAAGAGUCAAAAAAAAGAUUUCUGUAGUAUUAGUUCUGAGAACUCAGCUUAAGUCAUAUGGAAGGCUCUGAUUUUGAGUGUUAUGCGCAUUCUCCUUGGGAAAAAAAAUAAUCAGGCUCUGUGAAGGUGUCUCUAAGCAAGUUCAAGUGCUGCUUUCCAAGAUGUUUAGUAGGGAUCCUGAAGCAACAAGAAAUGAAGAAUGAAGUAACAGAGACAUUGUUUCUUUGAAUAUAUGUGGGAUUUCAGAACUUCUAGGAGGAUUCUAGUAAGCUAUGAAAUCCCACUUGAUGGUUAGCACCCUUGAUGUCUUACUGCAGACUAAUUUAUGUGACUUUAUUAUAUAUAUAUAUUUAAAAUCUUCACAGUAUCUUGGGAUUCACUAAAAGUGAGCAGGUGUUCCACUGGAUUGGCUUAUUUUACCACCUCAGAAAUUCAAAGUCUUGUAUGUUAAAAUUUCAUAUUACAGGUGUCUCGCCAUCUUCUCUUUUGUUUAAAAGAAAUAAAAAUCAAACUUAAGUUACGGCAAAACAAAGAGAUGCUCUUUGAAUUGAAGCCCUCCUACAAUAAGGAGACUUACAACAACUCCAAUUAGACUUUCUCAGAUGCAUUUUUGUUAAGGUCAUGCUUUCAGUACUAGAAAUUGUGAGCUAGGUUAGGUCUCCAGACAUUCUUGAAAGCUGUGCAAUAUUUUUGCUGCUGUUUCUUUAUUGUGAAGGUUACAGUAUUCUAAGAAUUUUCUUGUUCUAAUUAAUGACAAAACUAAUUAUUUUGACUGAAGCAAGAACAGGCUGCAGUUUAAUCCCACAUAUACUCAAACGCAUUUUAGUUGCAUGAAUCAUUGUGACAGUAAGCAUGUACUUUCAGGACUGGGUCUGCUCAAACUGAAGUGUUUCUCCCUUCAGGGAUGUAUUUUUAGGUGUUGACACUGGUCACCUGCAACCUAGCAGACAUCCAAGCCAACGAACACCACAAUGUCUCUGGUCUGAUCUUCGUCAACCGUGUUGCCUUCCCUCUUAAUCCUUAACUAAGGAUUUACCUUUUCAAAACAAACACACAUCAAAGAAUUCUUCCUUCUGACUUCUAAUUGAGUAUUUGAAGGGCAUAAUUACUAAAAUAUACCUUUGCUGUCAUUUUAAGAUAGAUUGUAAAAAUGCAGAUCUGUGGAGUAGAUCUGCAAAAAGAAACACAGACAUAAUGCUUGUGCCUAUAAUUCCUCCUACAAUAAUUGUUUGGAAAUGGUGAAAAUAAUCUUUUAAAUUAUUGUAAUAAUAAAAAAUUAUUUUUCUAA
This is a messenger RNA of Numida meleagris (helmeted guineafowl), 6076 nucleotides long. It is a transcript of the gene ARHGEF38, whose product is annotated as Rho guanine nucleotide exchange factor 38. Gene Ontology annotation, cellular component: cytoplasm. Bases 1 to 2322 code for a protein of 773 amino acids. Gene Ontology annotation, molecular function: guanyl-nucleotide exchange factor activity; protein binding. The record is from RefSeq and is a predicted model, not a curated record. The transcript is spliced from 14 exons. Lineage: Eukaryota; Metazoa; Chordata; Aves; Galliformes; Numididae.